Molecule: messenger RNA, 552 nt
Organism: Cooperia oncophora
Lineage: Eukaryota; Metazoa; Nematoda; Chromadorea; Rhabditida; Trichostrongylidae
Source: the annotation of a GenBank genome assembly
GAAUCGUUGACCUGUCAAUCGGUCUACAUCAUCCAGACGAUAACGAACGGGUAGCUUUGCUACAGUACCCUGGUGACCUGCAAAUUGAGUCCGAAGCACGGCGGGACCCUGAGACGUGGCGGCGAUGGUGCGCUGGUGAUAAUGACCAUCAUAAACGGCUCUAUGAGACGUGGCCAUGGAUCACUACCGAUGACUACAAUCUGUUCGAGAAUCGCCUUCUGCCAAUGCCAUCUAAUAUGGGAAUUGGUAACGCUCGAUCUCUGGCACAUUUCCACUCGUUGAUUGCUGAGCGGAAGAUUCUCAGCGAUGCUUUCUAUAAGAAUUUGGAGCGACCAGUUCUGGAAAACGAAUUUGACCACGUGAUCGGCUAUGAGGAAAGCAAGGGCUACGGAUUUCAAUUCACGAAAAAUCCCAAGGGUGAAUGGAUCUUUGGACAUUCGGGAUUUGGCGGACAAAACGUGCGAGUCGACAUGCAUAAUGGUCUCUCCUAUGCCUACCUGUGCAAUGGCCUGAAGAUCUCAGACGCCGAUCUCGUAGAGCCGUGGAAACGAC